Molecule: messenger RNA, 2970 nt
Organism: Cladocopium goreaui
Lineage: Eukaryota; Dinophyceae; Suessiales; Symbiodiniaceae
Source: the annotation of a GenBank genome assembly
AUGGCCGGGUACCCUUCGCUGGAGCAGCUGCAGCAGGAGGUCAUCGAGGCAGCGAAGCGUUGCAGCUGCGAAGCCUCGCUGCGACAGGCCUUGGAGAGGCUGCAGGCACCGGCGACUUCGAUGAAGGAAUCGCAGAGCGGCAUUUUUGGUGGCCUGGGUGAAAGCCUGGAAGAGCUGGGCAACAAGGCGAAGGAAGCGUUGAAUCGCUGGCACUUUUUGGAUGGCUGGUCCUUCAUUGGAGAUCGCGCCCAGGACUACAUGCCCGAGGAUGUGACAGAAGUCUUGCGGAGCUUGAGGGAAGGCUCCGGCGUCUUUGGCAUGGACAUUGGUGGCACCUUAGCCAAAGCUGCCCAGCUGCUGGCACCGGGCGAAAGUCACAUCAGUCCCUCCACCUUUGGCAAGACGGGGACCUUCCACAAGGAGCUCUCCUUCCAGCUGAAGGUCAAAGAUGUCAUGCACGAUGUCCACUUCUUGUCUGGAGCUACUUACUACUUGGAGAUGGUGUUGAAAAGCCUUCAGAAGGAUCCCUCCCCAAAGCCCAGCAUCCCCACCAGCCGCCGCAUCGUCACUGCUGGGGGUGGCGCGCAUCGACUGGCGCAACUCUUCAUGGAUUCGCUGACGGUGGAAGUUGUGCCCUUUAAAGAGAUGGAGUCAUUGGUCAGUGGACUCACCUUCUUGCACGAGCACAAGCCUGAUAACGAAGUCUUCAAAAUCCAACCCGAUGGCACCCAAGAGUUUGUUGACUGGCCUGAUCCUUUGUACCCAUGCAUCGUCGUGAACAUUGGCUCAGGUGUGAGCGUCUUGAAGUUAGAUGCCAGUGAAGAUGGCAAAGAACCAUACUUCACACGCCUGGGCGGCACCGCCACAGGGGGCGCUGCCUUCCUUGGUUUGGUGCGGAUGAUGACCAGAGCCAAGACCUAUCCGGACUGCCUGGCCUUGGCGCAGAAGGGCGAUGCCAGAAAGGUGAACAAGUUGGUCAGUGACAUCUAUGGCCAGGAUGGGUGUUCCAAUUUGGGGCUAGCACCUGGCUUGACGGCUGCUCACUUUGCCAAGAUCACCAUGAAGGAUUUCAAUCAUCCUGACUAUUCAGAGGAGGACAUAGCUGCUGCAGUCUUGACCAUGGUGGUUUCAGCCAGUACCGUCAUUGCCAGAGCUUUUUCUCGGUCCGUGGCGAGUUCCACUGGUGCUAAGGAUGAGAAGCUGGCGCAGGCCCGGAUGCGGAGCAGAUCCAAUACCUUGGACGACCUCAGUGGAUCUGCUCCAUUGGUUUCAAAGGCACAACUGAUGGGUGCUGCGCCAUACCCAGGCGAACGCAAGACGCCGGUCUUCUUCGUGGGAGGCUUCCUGGCCGAGAAUCGGAGGGCUUGGGAGAUCAUCAGCCGAUCCUUUCGGAACUUGGAUUGUGGACCUGCGCUCUUCCUCCGCCAUGCUGACUUCCUGGGGGUCUUUGGAGAGAUUGCCUUGAUGAGCGAAGACUGCAAGAGGAAGGGUCGGUGUACUGCUUUGAAGCCAACACAGCUGCUGAUUUUUUAUCGGGACGAUUACAAAUGGUGCGUGGGCGCUUCACAGGAAACCACUGUUAAAGAGCGCGUUGCCUUCCUGCGCAUGGCGGAAGAAGGUCUCCUGGCAGACAUGAGAUACGUGGACCUGCAAGCCCUGGCGGGCAGCUUGACGGAGGAUUUCUACAUCGGCGAGCACGAGAUCAUCCGCCAGGGUACCGAGGUUGAACGCAUCAUCUUCGUCAAGAGCGGCUUUUGCAAAAUCGUGCGGGAACUGCAUCCCAAGUACACCAAAGUCUUCUGCCGCUAUGCAAAUUAUGCAGAGCCCAUGCCAAACCCCUACGCAGAAGGAGAAGGAGGUCUUCGAGUGGGCGAGAAAGGCGUUUGGCCGCGCCCACAGCAGCCCAAACCGGCAGCCGCGGCUCGUGUAGCUGCGCAGAAUGCCUCAACGCCCCGUGAGGGUGAAACUGAGAAGAGCACCUUGAAACUGGAGUCCCACCAGAUGCUCAAGAAGAUGUUGCGCCUAGUGCAAGGAGAGCAUGAGGACAGAUACCAACAGCCAGAGCCUCAAAGCAUCAUGCUGGUGCUGUAUGAGUUGAAGAGUCGCGGAACUCACAUGGCAUUUCUGGUUGAGGAGACUUCCCAAGAGAAGACUCGGAGCUUGAAGGUGGUGGUGGAUAUCAUCUCCAAAGGAAGUUCCGUGGGAGUGAUGGAGCUCAUGGAAGGCCUCACUUAUCAAUGCACCGUGGUUUGUUCGCCGCUGGCGGAGAUCUACUCAAUCUCCAGAUACGACUUCAUCAGGAAUGGUCCUCGACCAAUCACACACCGUCUCUUUUGCAACUACAAGGCCCGACUCUCCGACAAGCAGUUGAUCUGGCGCCUGGUGCAGAAGCACAGGUGGGAUCACUACAAGCGUGGCUUGCUGGAAGAGAUCCGUAGUUGGAACAGCUCAGCCAGUCGUGGAAUCGUGGACAGGGAAGAUCCUGUCCCAAUGAUCGGUGGCAGCGCUUUGGAAGAUCAGACCUGCAUCCGGAUUGGCCGCGGCGAGAAGUUGUGGGACCAACGUGCUCAGACUCCACCGAAUCAGGCUUAUGACCCGGACCAAGCAGUGAAGCAGAUCUUCCAUGUCCAGUGCUCUCGAGACGAACAGGGCAAGCCCUUGGUACAAGUGGAACGAGAGCAACGGGAUGCCUCCAUGGACGAGUUCGAGCGGAAGCUGUUGGAAACCAUGGCGAAUGCCCGUUACCGCGACAAGCUGCGAAGGGCCAAGCAAAAACAUGCAGCUAGUCAUUCUGCUUUGGAGGACAAGGGUGCCAAUGCGGUAGCCAUAGCGCAGGCCUUAGAAGAAGAGGCAAAGAGGAGCUUAGAGGAGCAGAAGCAGAAGGAGAAGGAGCGCAUCGAGGUGAUGCGGCAGGAAGUUCAAGCCAAGGUGCAGCGAAGGUGUUGGGUAGUCACCAUGACUGCAUCGUAG